Aspergillus eucalypticola CBS 122712 is the source of this 456-nucleotide messenger RNA. RefSeq lists its product as uncharacterized. NCBI's taxonomy places the organism in Eukaryota, Fungi, Ascomycota, Eurotiomycetes, Eurotiales, Aspergillaceae. Bases 1 to 456 code for a protein of 151 amino acids. The transcript is spliced from 2 exons. The record is from RefSeq and is a predicted model, not a curated record.
AUGGGCCUCACCACACUGAAGAAAUCCAAGCCAAGAUUGGCUAGGUGCCCCGACUUCGAUAAGCCCAACUGUAUUAUCUACAACUAUGGCAAUGUCGGCCCACUCCUUGUAGUUCUUCCUGAGCACGAAGUUCAUAUAGAACUCGUUUUAGAACUAGCCCGGGAUUGUGCUAUGUUAGGCUCCGACGAUAAACAAAGUCUAGCCGACCGGGGAGAAGUUGUUGAUAUGUUAGCCGCACACCCCCAACAGCCUUCUCCGCACAUGUUCCCAGGUCAGCAGCAGCAACAGGGUGCACCAAACAUGAACCAUGGCCCUCAAGGGUCUUACUUCAUCCUCUUCAGCACGCCCAUACUGUACGUGGAACAGCCUCACUGGUAUGAUCGGCUGCUGGACGUAUUGCUCGGCGAGGAUGAAACCCAAAGAGACAGCUUGACGUCGGUCUAUCCAUGCUGUUAG